Messenger RNA from Trypanosoma conorhini, 1527 nucleotides. RefSeq names its product putative amino acid tansporter. The coding region runs from base 1 to 1527 and encodes 508 amino acids. The transcript has a single exon. The record is from RefSeq and is a predicted model, not a curated record. Lineage: Eukaryota; Euglenozoa; Kinetoplastea; Trypanosomatida; Trypanosomatidae.
AUGUCGGCGCCGCAGCCGUUGACACUGCUGGUGCCAACGCAGCUGCAGUCUCUUGUUCUGGACGGUGGGACUGAGAUUGUGGUGGAGACGCGGCCAGGCGAGCAGAGGCGUUUUUUCCUGCGCGUCUUUGACGAGGCAGAGCGGAAGGAGGUGGUGCGUGCGCACGCGGCCUGCAGCAAGAUACAUGAACGGAUGCUGGCGGACCUGAACUGGGCACGGGCAACACUAUGGAACGAUGCGCGUCUCCAGCAGUACCUCUACAGUCAGGAUUGGAUGACGUGGCCCUCGCUCCCAGAGCUGUCGAGCAUGGUGGAUCUCGUGCGCUCGGCGAAGGAAACAGACGAGGUCCCUGACUUUGCGGGUGCAAAUGCACUGAAAAAGGCUUUGGACAUCGUUGCGAUGGAGUUGACCUAUCCUGGCCUCCACACCCUAAAGGAAGAGCCUCUUGCAGGGCCGAUGGUGGCGUUUGCCACGACGAGGGCCGACGAUUGUGUGGUGGGGGACAAGAUGCAUGCAUUGCUGGGCGGUGACGUGGAACAGCGCCUUGGAAGUUCUGCGUGGGUGUUGGAGCUCAAAACCCCCUCCUUGACGCCUGAUGAGGCUGCGCGUCUCCCGCUGACGACACGUGUGCGAGAAGAGUGUUUGCGGGUUAUGCAGCCUGGCCUGGGCGCCGUUGCGGACUCCGGGGCGUCGUGGAGAGCCGUGUUGGAAGCCCACCGUCGUUGCAGAGAAGAACUUGGCCUGGGCCUUUUCUGCAGCAUACCAGAAGCGUUGCUGCAGUUUGGUAUGACGCCGAUACACUUGGCGAAGGCCAUGUGUGAGGCGGCGGAGCAGGGUCACCGCGUCCGUCUGCGGGUUGGCAUUUACGUGACUGUUGUGCAACGAACGGGGGUGUAUGCCGUGACGCGGGUUCCCUGUCAGGGCGUGGGCGCAAGCGAUCCGUUGGAGCUUACGUCAGCCUUUGAGCAAAUAACGGGGCAGCGCUACGACGUCUGCGAGGCAACUGGUCUCUUGCUACACGUGGCGGAGGGAGAGACGCUGGAGGAGGCGCUUCGUUUGCGUUUUCUGAGCCCGCUUGCGACCCCGCACGAGGUGGCGGGGAACACGCCACUCACCCCCGCGAUGCAGCUGACGCGCGUUGUGGUGCGGCACAACCCCUUUGCUCUGCUGCACGGCCCGCGGGUGGUGGGCACGUUUCCGGAGAACGCCGCCGUGCGCGGGGCGUUGUCGGAGCUGCUCUUUUCGCGUGAGGGUUCUGCGCCGGCUGCCGCGCCUGCACCCGUCGAGCGGGGCACGGCGGCGACGGCAACGCUGGCCUCCUCCACACUCACCGGGGAGCAGCUCCGCCGCGCUUUGGAUGAGGCGGUGUUUAACACGCUGUCUCUGGAGCCCAUGAAGAAGACGGCGCUGAGUGCGCACGGCAACAUGGCGAGGUUCCGGGGUCUGGCAAAUUUCGAGGCUCUCCUGAAGGACUCACUAAGGCGGAAUGCCGAGUACCGGGGGAGCAAAUACCACUUGCGGGGGUGA